AUGACAAUCACAAAAGAUCAUAAAGUCCCAUACAUCAAGACUCCAUUAGUUGAUUGUAAAGAACUAUCAGAACAAUCACCAUGUAGAAUAUUCCUAAAGCAAGAAUUCAUUCAACCAUCGGGUUCUUACAAAAUACGUGGACUUUCAAAUUUAAUUAGAACUUCAAUUGAAGAAAUUAAAUCAAAUCCUAAUAAUUUGGGUAAAACAAUUCAUGUUUAUGCUGCUUCUGGUGGUAAUGCUGGUAAUGCUGUCUCUUGUGCUUCUCAAUUUUAUGGAUUAGAAUCAACAGUUGUUAUACCAAAAGCUACAAGUGAUAAAAUGAAGCAAAAAAUCUUUAAAAAUGGAUCAAAAAUAAUUGUUCAAGGUGAAACUAUUGGUGAAGCUGCAAUUUAUUUAAAAGAUGUCUUAAUCCCUUCAUUAGAUGAUUCUAUUAUACCUAUCUAUUGUCAUCCUUAUGAUAUCCCAGCUAUAUGGCAUGGUCAUUCUUCUAUUAUAGAUGAAAUUGUUGAUCAAUUGGCCUCUUCAAAUGAAUUAUCAAAAUUAAAAGGUAUUGUUUGUUCAAUUGGUGGUGGUGGACUUUAUAAUGGUUUAGUUCAAGGUUUACAAAGAAAUCAAUUAUCAAAAAUUCCAAUAAUGACUUUAGAAACAGAUACUUGUCCAACUUUCCAUGAAUCUAUUAAAGCACAAAAACAAGUAUUCAUUAAAAAAACCAAUACAAUUGCAAUUUCUUUAGCUUGUCCUUAUGUCUCUUUGAAAACUCUUGAAUAUUAUAAUUCUCACAAGACUAAGAAUUUAUUAGUUAGUGAUUCUGAUGCUGCAAAUUCUUGUUUAAAUUUUGCAAAUGAAUUUAAUAUUAUAGUGGAACCUGCUUGUGGAGUUGCUUUGUGCAGUGUUUAUAAUAAUUUGAUUCAAAAAAAUAUUGAAUUUUUUGAUGAUUUAAAAUCUGAUGAUAUUGUGGUUAUUAUUGUUUGUGGUGGGAGUUCAACAACCGUUCAAGAUUUAACAAAUUAUAAACUACUCUAUCAUUAG
Messenger RNA from Hansenula ciferrii, 1029 nucleotides. It is a transcript of the gene CHA1, whose product is annotated as L-serine/L-threonine ammonia-lyase CHA1. Gene Ontology annotation, biological process: L-serine catabolic process; L-threonine catabolic process. The coding region runs from base 1 to 1029 and encodes 342 amino acids. Gene Ontology annotation, molecular function: threonine deaminase activity; pyridoxal phosphate binding; L-serine ammonia-lyase activity. The record is from RefSeq and is a predicted model, not a curated record. The transcript has a single exon. Lineage: Eukaryota; Fungi; Ascomycota; Saccharomycetes; Phaffomycetales; Wickerhamomycetaceae.